AUGUCCAGCUCUCUCCAGUCAUGGGCGCUCCCCCGCCUUCAACCUCUCCUACCACUCCCCGAAGAAGACCUUCUUCAAGUGAUAACCUAUGCCGCGUCUCUCCCAUCUGCAGAACGAGUCGGCUCUCACUUCAAAGACCUCCUCGGCGAAGCCCCAGAAUCAUUAUCCUUUAUCUCCGAAUUCAACUCCCGCCUGUUUCCCCAAGCACCACAACCCGCACCAGGCCCUUCACAACCAUGGGGCGGCGAUGGCUCCUCUACAUCAAAGAAGAAAGGAAAGAAGGGCAAACCGCCAAUUGGGAAGUUUGCCCAGGCGCCCCGCCAGGUGGAGGACCAAUUCACGAAUCCAAGCAGCGUUUAUAUCAAGAAGGACCUUGAGGAGUAUUUUACUGGCUCCAAUAAGAAUUCACGAGCCCAAUCUCAGGACCCUACUCCCUCUGCGCCACAGCAUGCACCGAGCUCAUCUAAAUCGCUCGGAACACUCACAUCCGACCUCAAAAACGUAAAAACAAAGAAGGCAAAGCCACAGCAGCAAAAGGUUGUAGUAACAGGUGGAACAUCUAUGCGUGGUGUUUCAAAAGAACUUGAUGACCUCGAGUCGGCCCUCCGUACCCUCGAGAUGUCAACCAACCCUACAAUUGCCACAGAACGUCGAAAAUGCUCCUGCAUGGGUCUAAAACACGAAGUCUUUGCCGCCGCACCCAAUUGUCUUUCCUGCGGAAAGGUCAUCUGCAUCAAAGAGGGCCUUGGCCCAUGUACAUUCUGUAACACUCCGCUCAUAAGCUCCGAGGACAUCCAGUCCAUGGUCCGCGCGCUCCGCGACGAGCGUGGAAAAGAGAGAAUGGCGGUAGAUGCGGCACGGAAUAAGCGUCCUGAAGUUGCCAAAACUCCAAAACCAUUCUCCACAAACUCAAGCCCAAUACCGAGUGGCGAUGAAGGAGAUGGGCUCAAAAAGGCGAUGGCGCAUAGAGACCGACUGUUAGGUUUCCAGGCAAACAACGCCCAGAGAACUAAGAUCAUUGAUCAGGCAGCAGACUUUGAAACACCAAUAUCGACAGGGCUGAACCCAUGGGCGAAUCCACAGGAGCGUGCAUUGCAGCUGAAAAAGCAGCAGAAGAUUAUGCGGAUGAUGGACUGGAAUGCCAAGGAGGACUAUGAGAAACGGCGAGUAGUGGUCGCUAUUGACUUGAAGGGAAGAAAAAUAGUUAAGGAGAUGCGAGAUAUCGCACCUCCAGAGAUGAGUAGCGAAGAGGAGGAGGAAGUGAGCGAAUACGAUGAGAGACUCGAGAGAGGUGGUGCGCAAGCACUUGAGGCAAAGGGGAAAGGGAAAGGGAAAGGCACGGAAAGGGCAGGCCAAUACGCGCGAAAUCCACUCCUGAAAGGAAUGAUCAAACCUGUCUAUGACAGGGCGGCCGCUGACGGGAAGGGAAAAGGGAAGGAAAUAGGCGGCGGCAUUCCAAAGACUUGGAGAAGGGUACAGGACGAGUUGAAGAAUAACGAGGAUGUUAUCCUGGACGGAGGCAUUUAUGGAGGAGAGAGGGCCGAGAGAGGGACUGUUGGAGAGGAGCCUGCUUGUGGGUAG
Molecule: messenger RNA, 1581 nt
Organism: Morchella sextelata
Lineage: Eukaryota; Fungi; Ascomycota; Pezizomycetes; Pezizales; Morchellaceae
Exons: 2
Coding region: 1-1581 (526 amino acids)
Biological process (GO): regulation of DNA-templated transcription
Cellular component (GO): nucleus
Molecular function (GO): zinc ion binding
Source: RefSeq, a predicted model, not a curated record